Messenger RNA from Pseudogymnoascus destructans, 1829 nucleotides. RefSeq lists its product as uncharacterized. The transcript is spliced from 5 exons. NCBI's taxonomy places the organism in Eukaryota, Fungi, Ascomycota, Leotiomycetes, Thelebolales, Thelebolaceae. Bases 303 to 1682 code for a protein of 459 amino acids. The record is from RefSeq and is a predicted model, not a curated record. Gene Ontology annotation, biological process: protein phosphorylation; spliceosomal complex assembly; regulation of mRNA processing. Gene Ontology annotation, molecular function: protein kinase activity; ATP binding.
CAUGGUUGGCUGGCUUCGGUGCUUUUACCUCUACUGUCCUCUUCUCGUUUACCCAUGACUCAUCAUGGUCACGUGAUACUGAUAAUCCUUAGUUGGGACAAAAAUGGCCUAGUACGAAAGUAGAAAUGACGAUCCUGGCAACUCCCGAUCGACGCCUUAUUUUAAUCCGCAACUUGUGUCUAUGAGCAUCUGCAUACGAGCCUCUUUCACGGAAUGAUGCAUAGCAGCCCUCCAAGUGAUGUUUGUUAGUUUCGACGCAUUGAAAGUGCCAUCAUUUAUGGUGCGAUGCUCCAUAGCGCUCAAUGCUUGUCAGUAUUCGUCGAUCCCUUCCUACGUUCAAUAUGCGACAGAUCUCAACGUCACUAGCCAAGGUGCUUCGACCUGCCACUGCCACAACAGCGUCAGGGGCACCUACUCUCCUUCCGCCAGACACUACAGUCGACGAAGAGCACAUUCCCGACUACAAUCCCCAUCAUUUCUAUCCUGCAAAUCCCGGCGAUUUUUUUAACAACAGGUACAAAACCAUUGUGAAGCUUGGGUGGGGUAGCUGUUCUACCGUUUGGCUUGCUCAAGAUGUUAAUCGUAGGAUUUGGCAGUCGAAGCCCUAUGUGGCAUUAAAGAUCAACAACUGCGAUUUCGUUGACACCGAAGCUGCUCAGCAUGAGCUGCAAAUCUCGAAAAUUUUGGCUAAUACAAACCCACUGCACGAAGGUUUUCCAUAUGUGCGAACUCUACUCAAUAGCUUUGAAAUGAAGGGACCUCACGGUUUACAUACAUGCUUGGUUUAUGAGCCUAUGAGGGAACCACUUUGGUUGUUCCAGAAGCGCUGCAGAAAUGGGAAGCUGUCUUUAGACCUGAUCAAAGUAUAUUUGACUUUUCUUCUGCGGGGACUCGAUUAUCUUCACUCUGAGUGUCACAUUGUCCAUACAGAUCUCAAAUCAGAUAAUAUCUUGGUUGGAUUUGAGGACCGUUCAGUAAUCAAAAGUUUUGUCCGGUCGCAAGCGCUUAAUCCUAUGGCUCGCAAAGUCAAAGAUGAUCGAGUUGUCUAUAGAUCACACAACGAAUUUGGCCCACUGAAGUCUUUUGGCAUUCUCCCGAAAAUAGGCGAUUUCGGUCUCGCCCAACGGAUAGUCGAUUCGCGUCGCAAUAUUCAUCCUAUUCAGCCUGAUCACUACCGUGCACCUGAAGUGAUUAUCGGAAUAGGCUGGUCCUACAGUGCUGAUAUUUGGAAUCUCGGUGUUUUGAUUUGGAACUUGUUGGAGAAUAAAGAUCUAUUUGAAGGGAUUCAUUCAGAUAUUGGAAAGUACAAUUGUCAGGAACAUCUUGCGCAAAUGAUAGCACUUCUAGGUCCCCCCCCAAAGGAAUUUCUUGAUCGAGAAAUGGAAGCACGCAGCUGGAAAUGGGAGCCUCCUAUUGAAAAUCCUGACGGCAGAGUUUGUACAAGUGUUAAUGAAUACUUUGGAGGCCCUUUUUUUGACUCCCAUGGUAAGUUCUUAUAUAAAGAUCCGACCUUAGCAGGCCUUGAUCUUGGGGACAGUACUCCAUCUUUGCAAGGAGAAGAAAAAAAGCUGUUUUUGGAGUUCGUUGGUAAAAUGCUUCGGUGGGUGCCAGAGGACAGGAUGACAGCCAGAGAGCUCCUUGGAGACCCGUGGCUCCUCCGAGAUGCACCAUCAAAGAGGUAAAACUUUUUUGGGCUAUUUCGGGUUGCGUUGAAGACUUCCGUUGGACCUCGAUGAGGAGGCAGUGAGCGAGGUCCUUUCAACUCCCCUUUCCAUCUAAUUAUAUAAAAAUACAUCACACAACAUGGAGGAAUGUGAGGUAAACCUUAU